AUGGUUUUUGGAAGAAAAGAUUCUAAGGAUUACCUUUUGGAUGUGAGUACCCAGAGCAAUGGACAGUUCCUCGAUUUUGUCUUGAAAAUAAUUGUCAGUGGACCGAUUCCUAGUUUUGUCAAGCUUUUCGAAAAAAAAGUUAAAAGUCCCAGUGCGCGUUCUAUAGGUGUGUGCUUGUAUGCGCGGAUAUCCUUGUGUAUCCUUGUAGUCUGGCUGGCGCCGCGUGUUUUUUUGCACAUGGUGAAUAAUUCUCUACGGUGGAUACAAUUUUGCUACCCCAAACGUCAGUUUGCCAACUCGACAACUCUUAAAUCCUACUCAACAUAACAAGAAACUUAUUAGAAUUAACAACAACCAACACUACUCAACACAACUCAACACUUACUCAACAACAACAUCAUCAACAACAACAACAACCAGAAUCGUUUAAAUCCCAAAAAGUAAUCCCCAAAUAUUACUAAAAGGAGCCAUCCAAGGAUUAAACGAAUGCCAGUUCAAGAGUAACCAUUGAGUCUGUAGAACUUGUCAAAGUCGAGCUUCGAAUUCCAUCAAUUAGCCCGACAAGGAGAAGGAUUUUAAUUUGGAAUUAUAAAAGUUUAGUUUUUGGUGUUUAGUGUUUAGUGUCCUGUCCAGUCCAGGAUAUAUUAUUCGUAUUAUUUAUUGCAUUAAUUAGAGACAGGGCUGAACCUCAGCUUAGAAGUUAGAGGCUACACCCCCACGCCCCAAUCGUAAGGGCUAAAACAUUUCAGGGUAUCCUAGUUACUUAAGAGUUACGCACCUUGUCAGGUCCAAGCGGCGAGUUGUUCCCCAAUUCUCAUUAUGAAAAUAAUGACAAUGAAGUUUAAGCGCAAAUAUGGCUGUUUAGAGAAUAUUUGAAAAGAAUUUCUCACCUAAUUAACCAAUUUUUGGAUUUUUUGUUCGACCCUCAUUUGUUACGUAGUCUUUGUAUUUUAUAAGUUCUCAGCGAUUGUUUUGCAACAAAUCCAUCACCCACCACACAGUUAAAACCAAGUCACACCACACCCCCAUUCAAGUUUUAGUUCAGUUUUUAAGGAUCAAGGAUAGUACUUGACUUUUAGUUAGGGUUUGAGGAAGUUAUAGAGGUUUUUUGAGGGACAA
Messenger RNA from Drosophila bipectinata, 1119 nucleotides. NCBI's taxonomy places the organism in Eukaryota, Metazoa, Arthropoda, Insecta, Diptera, Drosophilidae. The record is from RefSeq and is a predicted model, not a curated record.